Meyerozyma guilliermondii ATCC 6260 is the source of this 1707-nucleotide messenger RNA. RefSeq names its product oligo-1,6-glucosidase IMA1 (gene MAL2). The transcript has a single exon. Gene Ontology annotation, biological process: oligosaccharide catabolic process. NCBI's taxonomy places the organism in Eukaryota, Fungi, Ascomycota, Pichiomycetes, Serinales, Debaryomycetaceae. The record is from RefSeq and is a predicted model, not a curated record. Gene Ontology annotation, molecular function: alpha-amylase activity. The coding region runs from base 1 to 1707 and encodes 568 amino acids.
AUGACCGUUACAUACAAGUGGUGGAAAGACGCAACAGUUUACCAGAUCUGGCCCGCAUCCUACAAAGAUUCUAAUGGAGAUGGAGUCGGUGACAUCCCUGGAAUCGUUUCCGAAUUGGACUACGUCAAGUCGCUCGGAACCGAUGUAAUUUGGCUUUCGCCUAUGUACGACUCUCCCCAAGACGAUAUGGGGUACGAUAUUUCUGACUAUGAGAAGGUGUACCCAAAGUAUGGAACUUUGGAGGAUAUGGACAAGUUGAUCAAAGGUGCUCAUGAUCGUGGAAUGAAGUUGAUUUUGGAUUUGGUUAUCAACCAUACUUCCACUGAACACGACUGGUUUAAGGAGUCCCGUUCUUCUUUGGAUAAUCCCAAGCGGGACUGGUACAUCUGGAAGAAGCCAGUUUAUGACAAAGAUGGGAACAGAAAACCUCCUAACAAUUGGGGCUCUUACUUCUCAGGCAGCGCUUGGGAAUACGACGAAACUACCGGAGAAUACUAUUUGCACCUUUUCGCCAAAACCCAACCAGACUUGAACUGGGAAAACGAGGAAUGCAGAAAUGCCAUCUACAAGUCUGCGGUGCAAUUCUGGUUCGAUAGAGGUAUCGAUGGUUUUAGAAUCGACACCGCCGGAAUGUACUCCAAGGUUCAAACGUUCCCAGAUGCUCCAAUUGUCAUUCCUGAUUUUGAACACCAGCCUUGUAAGUUGUACCAUCAGAACGGACCCAGAAUUCACGAGUUCCACAAGGAGAUGUUUGCAAAGAUUACCUCCAAAUACGAUGCCAUGACAGUGGGUGAAGUGGGCCAUUCUCCUCGUGAAGAAUCGCUCAAAUACGUUGGAGAAGCUCGCAAGGAAAUGAACAUGAUGUUCUUGUUUGACGUGGUUGAUCUUGGUUCGAAUCCAGCCGAUAGGUUCGACUAUAAAGGGUUCACUCUUGUGGAUUUCAAGAAGGCCUUUAUCAGUCAAAGUGAAUUCAUUGAAGGCACCGAUGCCUGGUCAACUGUGUUUACAGAAAACCACGAUCAACCUAGAGCCAUUACUAGAUUUGCAAACGAUUCUCCAAAGUUUAGAGUCAAAUCUGGUAAACUUUUAGCUCUUUUGAUGGCUUCCAUGAGUGGAACCUUGUUCAUCUACCAGGGUCAAGAAAUUGGUAUGACUAAUUUACCUGCUGAUUGGUCUAUUGAUGAGUAUCUUGAUAUCAACACUAUCAACUACUACAAGUUGUACAAGGAAAAGUUUGGUAACGAUAAGGCCAAAAUGGACAAAUUGAUGAAAACCAUUAAUUUGGUAGCGAGAGACCAUGCCCGGUCUCCUGUUCAAUGGGACGACUCCGAGUACGCUGGCUUUUCUACUGGCAAGCCUUGGACCAGAGUUAAUGAUAACUAUAAGGAAAUCAAUGUUGCAUCCCAAGUCAACGACCCCAAUUCGUUGUUCUCAUUUUGGAAAAAAGCUUUGGAAUACAGAAAAGAAUUCAAAGAUCUUUUCAUCUACGGUUCAUUUAAUGUCAAGGAUAUCGAUAACCAGAAGACUUUCACAUUCACAAAGGAAAAGGGUUCGCAAAAAGCUGUGGUUGUCACCAACUUCACCGCCGAAAAUGUGCCAUACGAACAACCAGUUGACGGUAAGCUCAAGUUGUUGUACACCAAUGCUGACUCCUUUGACGAGGCUACUUUGGGACCAUACGAGGGACGGGUGUAUAUUGCCAAUUAG